This is a messenger RNA of Nematostella vectensis (starlet sea anemone), 1400 nucleotides long. Its product is annotated as trafficking protein particle complex subunit 1. The coding region runs from base 130 to 555 and encodes 141 amino acids. The transcript is spliced from 4 exons. Lineage: Eukaryota; Metazoa; Cnidaria; Anthozoa; Actiniaria; Edwardsiidae. Gene Ontology annotation, cellular component: TRAPP complex. Gene Ontology annotation, biological process: endoplasmic reticulum to Golgi vesicle-mediated transport. The record is from RefSeq and is a predicted model, not a curated record.
AAUGAGAUACCGCUGCAACAGCUGAGACCACAGAACAAAAUGGCGACUUCCUGUUGUUUCAAUUUUUUGACAUAGGAGUUCUAGAGAUUUAAAGCAGUGAAACGUGACUAAGCGUGUUCAGAAGCAGACAUGACUAUCUAUAAUUUGUAUAUAUUCGACCGAAAUGGGACAUGCCUCUUUUACGAUGAGUGGAAUCGAGUAAAAAACUCUGACAUGUCAAGAGAUGAGGAAUUCAAGCUGAUGUAUGGGAUGUUAUAUUCCAUCAAGUCUUUUGUCUCAAGAAUAUCACCAUCUGAAUCUAAACAAGGAUUUUUAAGUUACAAGACCAGCAAAUACAAGCUUCAUUUUUAUGAGACUCCAACAGGCUUGAAGCUGAUAAUGAACACAGAUAUACACGCAAACAAUAUUAGAGAGACUCUAAAUGACAUCUAUAGUAAGAUAUAUGUUGAAUAUGUUGUGAAGAACCCCAUGUGCAAGUUGGAUGAGCCAAUUCAAAGUGAACUAUUUAGAUCAAAGCUGGAUGCAUUCAUCAGAGGCCUUGUCUGCUUCAAUUAGUUAUUUGAAUAAUAAACAUCCUCACAGAGCCCCAAGCAUGUUUUUCAAGCAUGUACACAUGAAAUACAAAUGCAUUGCCAGGAUUUGCUGACAAUAGACAACUUGCACUAAGAAAUCAUGCAUACCUGUCAACUCUCCCGCAUUAGGUUGGAGUCUCAAGAUCCCCUUCUCCCGCUCUUUCGCGUUGAGCACUAAAUCUCCCGCUUUUUAGGGAUUUUUAUCUAAUUUAUAGAAAGUCAUCAUUUUGCCUAUGAGAAUAUUUGAAACAAUAAUUCCCUUGUGUAGCACAAUUUAUCUAACACCCUCAUGAGAUCUAUAAGUGGAUUUGUUUGCGAAAGCUAAACGGCAAAUGCCUGCAAGGUUAAACCCACCCCACCCCCCCCCCCCAAAAAAAAAUGAAUAAACCCCUCUCCCAAAAUAAUUCUCAAGCCUUGAGAUCUUCGGAGAUUGACAGGUAUGAAUCAUGUGACAUUUUGAGUGGCAAACUCACGCCAAAAUAAACAAAAUGGAAGCGGCUCCAGUGGGUUUAUUUGAAAUUUACUGUUUCCCAGAGUUUCAGAAACAGUAAUUUAGAAAAAAAAAAAGGUACCUAUCGUUUAAGUUACCAACUUCAGCAUUGAUAGUUUGACAUCUACCCUAGUUGUAUUUGUUGGGUGGAAGUAAGGAGUGCUUUUGUUAAUCUUUGGGAAAUGCCUCAGUCAAAAGGGCAACUAUAGUUUUAAUAAUUUUGCAUUACAUAAUUAGUGAUGGGGGACAUAAAGGCAGGUGUGGCCACUAAAUGAAAUUAUGUGAUUCAUAACAAAUGCACAGGUUUUUUUAGAGGUUCAUUUAACUUAUGAAACAAA